AUGCCCGGCGACGAAGGAAUCACAGCCGCAGCCGCAGCGGCAUCAACAUCAGCAACGACAGCCACCACACCGCCGCCCGACGCCAAGAUCAGCGCCGAAGAUGGCCGUUCCUACUGGCAGGGCGUUGAUGCUGACGUGAACGGCAUGCUGGGAGGUUUCCCCUACAUCAGCAAGGUCGACCUGCAGGGCUCGCGUAACUUCCUGGCCAAGCUGGGCAUCGGCACGAAGAGCGGUCUGCGGACGGUGAGCCGCGCUCUGGAAGGCGGGGCCGGCAUCGGUCGCAUCACAGAGGGACUCAUGCUGGAUGUCGCUGAACAAGUCGACAUCGUCGAGCCCAUCGCCAAGUUCACCGCCGCUCUUCAGGAGAAGUUGGGCGUAGGGUCUGUCUUCAACAUCGGUCUGGAGGAGUGGAAGCCCCUUGAGGGUACCUCAUACGACCUUGUUUGGAAUCAAUGGUGCCUCGGCCACCUGACCGACGAGCAGCUCGUUGCCUACCUGCGCCGUUGCAAGGAGGUCAUCGCCCCUACGGACGGUGUGAUCAUCGUCAAGGAGAACCUCAGCACCAGCGGGGCGGACCUGUUCGACGAUGUCGAUAGCAGCGUCACGAGGGCGGAUGACAAGUUCCGAACCCUCUUCGAACAGGCGGGUCUCCGUCUAGUCAAGACGGAGCUGCAGCGUGGCUUUCCCAAUGAACUGUUCCCGGUACGCAUGUACGCACUGAAAUAG
Messenger RNA from Colletotrichum karsti, 726 nucleotides. RefSeq lists its product as uncharacterized. NCBI's taxonomy places the organism in Eukaryota, Fungi, Ascomycota, Sordariomycetes, Glomerellales, Glomerellaceae. The record is from RefSeq and is a predicted model, not a curated record. The coding region runs from base 1 to 726 and encodes 241 amino acids. Gene Ontology annotation, biological process: N-terminal protein amino acid methylation. Gene Ontology annotation, molecular function: N-terminal protein N-methyltransferase activity. The transcript is spliced from 3 exons. Gene Ontology annotation, cellular component: cytoplasm.